GUUCCACAGAAACAUGAACAAGAAACCAUUUUGUACCCAAGCUAAUGUUUUGUUUCACAUACUGGACAUCAAUUAUGGGCCGGAUACAGGCCUUAGUCAUCAGGAUAAGGCCCAUUUGGAUCGCCUCAUGAGUCAUGUCCACUUUUGUUUGAUAAUUGACUGUUUCCUCUUUCUAUCGGUCCCUAACUUGCGUCAGUGCAGAAGCAAUUAGCUGCCUUAUCCGUUUCAAAGCAGUGGUAGGCGAAGAGUGCAGAUGAGCUCACUGGUAAAUUCAUUCAGCUCAUGCACUCCCACAAACUUCACUCCAUCAACUGCUGCUAGAUCUAGGCUGCACGCACUAAUUCAUUCCACUGCUACAGCAGAAACAUCAUCAACGAGGAGGAUCGAAAUCCAAAGUGGCCACCAUAAAAUUAGCAGCUCUGAUUAUCACCAACCGUCGCUCCGAUCAAAUGGAAAUCCAACCUCAGUUCUGGGGAGGAGAGAAAGCAUAGUUGGUUGCGGCUUCUGUAUGAGCCUUCUUGACGCACUGUUCUCGCAAGCGCAGCCCAGCGCCGCAGCAGCCCAAGUCGCUCCCUGCGAACUCACACUAGCUCCUUCAGGCCUCGCCUUCUGUGAUCAGGUUGUGGGGAGUGGCCCUAAGGCGUCCAAGGGAAAGCUGAUAAAGGCACAUUACGUGGGGAAACUGGAGAACGGGAAGAUAUUUGACAGCAGCUACGAUCGCGGGAGACCUCUUACGUUUCGCAUUGGGGCUGGGGAGGUGAUUAAAGGGUGGGACGAGGGAAUUCUUGGCGGCCAGGGUGUUCCCCCCAUGCUUGCUGGUGGAAAACGCACGUUGAAACUUCCUCCGGAACUUGGAUAUGGCAUGCGGGGAGCUGGCUGCAGGCAAGGUAUUUUCAGGAAUUAAAGAAGCAAUAAAGAUGCACAUGCAAAAAGUGGAGUAGGCCAUGCAAAAUGAUGCAAAUGGAGGCGUUAAGUGCAAAACGAAGCUAAUUGGGCGAUUAUGGACAGUUUCAACAUCGUUUCGUAAUCUGAGAAUAACUCUCUCAUCCGAGCUUUGAUUGAGAUGAUUUAAGAUGCUAUGGAACGCUAAGAAAAAACUCUACAAUUUUCAUGUUUUGAGUUUUGAGAGACACUAGCUGCAUUAAGGUCAAAAUUGGGCUUGAAGUGAGAGAUUAGAACAGUAGUUUUGGAGGGUGGCAGCUGAAAAAAAUUGGGGCAACAACUUUGGGAAAAAAGAGACGCUCAGCCUCAUCUCUCUCUCUCUCUCUCUCUCUCUCUCUCUCUCUCUCUCUCUCUCUCUCUCUCUCUCUCUCUCUCUCUCUCUCUUUUCCCUUUCUUUGUUUAUUUAUAUUUUGUUUUACUUUAUUGUAAUUUCAAUUCUUGUUUUAAUACCUUGCUCAAAUUUAUUAUUUGUUUAAGUUUAUCUUUAUUUAUGUCAUUGUUGAGUUUAGUUUAUUGUUGGAUUUAUUUUUGUUUAAGACUUUGUUGGAUUAAGUUCAUUUUAUUGUUGAAUGGUUGCUAUUAGAUUAAUGAGAUUCUUGCUUUUGAUUUA
Malania oleifera is the source of this 1552-nucleotide messenger RNA. Its product is annotated as peptidyl-prolyl cis-trans isomerase FKBP13, chloroplastic. Bases 254 to 904 code for a protein of 216 amino acids. The record is from RefSeq and is a predicted model, not a curated record. NCBI's taxonomy places the organism in Eukaryota, Viridiplantae, Streptophyta, Magnoliopsida, Santalales, Ximeniaceae. Gene Ontology annotation, cellular component: chloroplast. Gene Ontology annotation, molecular function: peptidyl-prolyl cis-trans isomerase activity. The transcript is spliced from 5 exons.